Messenger RNA from Lotus japonicus, 1877 nucleotides. RefSeq lists its product as uncharacterized. The coding region runs from base 85 to 1599 and encodes 504 amino acids. The record is from RefSeq and is a predicted model, not a curated record. Lineage: Eukaryota; Viridiplantae; Streptophyta; Magnoliopsida; Fabales; Fabaceae. The transcript is spliced from 3 exons. Gene Ontology annotation, molecular function: acetylglucosaminyltransferase activity.
CCAGAAUAAGAAACACUGCCCUUAUAUAAUAUAUAUAUACCCUUGUAUUUUGAUUCCAUACCUCAACUUUCCAUCUGAUUUCAAAUGUCUUCUUCCGCCGCAGAACCGAUUCGACACCUUCUCCAGAAGCCAUGGAAAACCCUCCUCUUCCCCACCAUCAAACCCUCCGAUCUCCUCUCUCUCUUCCUCAAAGCGGGUCUCGCCAUUUCCACCUUCUUCCUCAUCUCCCAUCUCUUCUUCCUUUCUAUCUCCUACCCCCCACACCACAACCCAAUUAAAACCUACCAAAGCAUACUCCAACACCGCUCCACCACCGCAGCAGGCGAGGAGGAACAGGAACCCACCAACAUCUCCCACAUCUUUUUUGGGAUCGGCGGCUCCGCCAACACAUGGAACACGCGCCGCUACUACACUGAGCUCUGGUGGCGCCCGGGGGCCACCAGAGGCUUCGUGUGGCUGGACAAAGACCCCCCAGGAAAUGAGACGUGGCCGGAGACCUCACCGCCGUACAGGGUCUCUGGCAACACGUCGGAGUUUAAGUACACCUGCUCGUACGGUUCGCGGUCGGCGAUUCGCAUAGCGCGCAUAGUGAAGGAGAGUUUCGAGCUAGGGUUAGAAAAUGUGAGAUGGUUCGUGAUGGGUGAUGAUGACACCGUUUUCUUCAUCGAUAAUCUCAUCACUGUGCUGUCGAAAUAUGAUCACAAUCAAAUGUACUACAUUGGUGGGAAUUCUGAGAGCGUGGAACAGGAUUUAGUCCAUUUUUACACCAUGGCUUAUGGUGGUGGAGGCUUCGCCAUAAGCUACCCUUUGGCGGCGGAGUUGGUCAAGAUUUUGGAUGGCUGCAUUGAUCGAUAUGCGGAGUAUUAUGGGUCUGAUCAGAAAAUUCAGGCUUGUAUAAGUGAGAUUGGUGUUCAGAUUACCAAAGAGCUUGGUUUUCAUCAGGUUGAUAUACGUGGCAACCCGUAUGGGUUACUGGCAGCGCACCCCGUAGCACCAUUGGUAACAUUACACCACCUGGACUACGUGGACCCCAUCUUCCCAAGCAUGACCCAAGUCAACUCCGUGAAGAAACUCAUCUCAGCCUACGAUUCGGAUCCGGGUCGGACCUUACAGCACAGUUUCUGCUACGACCUUCGCCGGAACUGGUCGGUUUCUGUGUCAUGGGGCUACAGCAUUGAGCUCUACCCUUUCCUCCUUACGGCGAAGGAGCUUGAAACAAAGGUGGGUACAUUCAGAACGUGGCGGAGUUGGAGUGACGGUCCGUUUACAUUCAAUACCCGACCCGUAAGUGAUGACCUGUGUCGGAAGGCUCUUGUGUAUUUCAUGGAUCGCGUUGAUGAUGUGGGCCCGGGAGAGACCCGAUCCGCUUAUAGAAGAUACGUCGACGUUUCAGGGAAAGAGUGUGAGCGGGUUGAGUAUGGGCCGGCUUUAGCUGUUCAAUACGUCAACGUUUCAGCGUCCCAAUUUUCGCCACACCUCUGGAAACAGUCACCACGCAGACAAUGCUGCGAGAUAAUGAACGGUGCAGAUGGACUGAACAGUGUGGUCAAAGUCCAGAUCAGAGGGUGUCAUCGGUUUGAGAGUGUGACUCCACCGUAGACUAGAAUGUUAUAACACAUGGAAUUAUUUGAAGGCGAUGAAUUCCAUUCGACAAGGCGUUUAGACUCUGAAUCUGAUAUAUAGAUCAUGAUCACCACAUGCAGGAAACUGAGACAUGAUCUGUGCAUUCCAAAUACGCUUACACUAUCUGUGCACAUAUAUAGAAACUUUAUAGAGUUGAAUUUCUUUUAAUAUAAGGCUACUCAUUAAUUCUUGCCAUUCUUACCAAAUCACUACAUUUUGCUAACUCUUAAUUUAAAAUAUUGUGACUUCAAUUC